CUACGCGUUGACCCGGUACUGAACGACAUGCCGGGGUCGGUGGACCCGGGUCACCGGGCUCCACUAUGGCGUGGAGGAGCUGCGCGGUUCUGCUCAGGCUGAGCGGGGAACAUGUUCUACGGAGCUCCGCGAGGGGAGGCAGGUGGCCUCACGGCACGCAGCAGAGAUGCGGCUUCAGGAAAGUUGCCAAGAAACCAGAAUUGAAGAAGGCGGAGGAGGAGCUGGGCCCCCCCCAUGCAGAGUCCUCGGAGGUCGCCCCCCAACGUCGGACCCCUGCCCCCCAGGUGGAGCACCGGGCUCCGCAGACACCCCACCGGGCCUUUGGCCGGCUCGUCCGACCGCUGGUCUUCACUGUGGGGUUCACAGGCUGCUCCUUUGGCUCGGCAGCCAUCUGGCAGUACGAGUCGCUCAAGUCCCGAGUCCAGAGCUACUUCAACGAGAUCAGGGCCGAUUGGCUGGAAAAGCUGAGGCCUCAGAAGCGAGGGGAUGUCCGCAAAGAGGUCAACCAAUGGUGGAACAGCUUGAGUGAGGGUCAGAGGACGGUCACAGGGAUCAUUGCAGCUAACGCCAUCGUGUUCUGCUGCUGGAGAGUUCCGUCCCUGCAGCGCUCCAUGAUGAAAUACUUCACCUCCAACCCAGCCUCCAAGACUCAGUGCUCUCCGAUGCUCCUCUCCACCUUCAGCCACUUCUCUUUCCUGCACAUGGCUGCCAACAUGUACGUCCUGUGGAGCUUCUCCUCCAGCGCUGUUUCCAUGCUGGGCAGAGAGCAGUUUAUGGCCGUCUACCUGUCUGCAGGUGUUGUUUCUACGUUUUUUAGUUACGCCUGUAAGACGGCCACCGGGAGGUUCGGGCCGUCUCUGGGAGCCUCUGGAGCCAUCAUGACCGUCCUGGCUGCCGUCUGCACCAAGAUGCCAGAAGCCAAACUGGCCAUCAUCUUCCUCCCUAUGUUCACCUUCACCGCCGCCAACGCUCUAAAGGCCAUCAUCGCCAUGGAUACGGCCGGCGUGGUGCUGGGAUGGAAGUUCUUCGACCACGCCGCUCACCUGGGAGGAGCCCUGUUCGGAGUCUGGUACAUCCUGUUCGGCCACGAGUUGAUCUGGAAGAACCGGGAGCCUUUCGUGAAGCUUUGGCACGACCUGAGGACCGGCGGCUCUGGAGGGGGAGGAGCCGACGGAGGGGGCGCCGUGUAGGCCGCCCAACAGCCGGGGCUGCUGGGAAAAGAUGUAUAAAAUGUACAGAGGCCGCUUGGCUGCACCUUUGGGCUUCCAUCAGGACGAGGUCCUGGGGAGCUCAUAUGUAUACAGAGGCAGUAUAAUACACAGUCCAACAGGACGUGAGGCGUCCGGCCCACACGAGGAGCUGGAACCUCUGAGGACUUCAUGUGGGUCCUUCUGCACAUUCAUGUUUGCUGGUUUUCUUUUGAAUAAAACUGUAAAAAUGA
Messenger RNA from Pungitius pungitius (ninespine stickleback), 1441 nucleotides. RefSeq names its product presenilin-associated rhomboid-like protein, mitochondrial. The coding region runs from base 66 to 1190 and encodes 374 amino acids. Gene Ontology annotation, cellular component: membrane. Gene Ontology annotation, molecular function: serine-type endopeptidase activity. The record is from RefSeq and is a predicted model, not a curated record. NCBI's taxonomy places the organism in Eukaryota, Metazoa, Chordata, Actinopteri, Perciformes, Gasterosteidae. The transcript is spliced from 10 exons.